AUGUGGCAGUUUGCUAAUGAGGGGACGCCCUGCACGGGCAGCACAUUGUCAGGGGGAAGAGGAAACUGAGACAGGCCGAGGGAGCGGUUUACGGUCUUUUCUGUCCUCCCAGCCAUGGAUAGGAAGCAGAAGCAAGAGGAGAAGGCCAGGCCCUACGGCCUGCUGAAGCCGACAGCUUUAGGCAAGGUCCCAGGCAGAUUCCAGCUUCACCAGGAAGCCUUGCCCCAUCUUCCCGUGCCGCCGCUCCAGCAAACUCUGGACCGUUACCUGCUGGCUCUGCAGCCCAUCAUCAGCGAGGAGGAGCUGAACCACACGCAGGAGCUGGUGGCUGAGUUCCGCAAGCCGGGAGGCGUCGGGGAGAGGUUGCAGAAGGGCCUGGAGAGAAGAGCCAAGAAAACAGAAAACUGGCUCUCGGACUGGUGGCUGAAGACAGCUUACCUGGAGUAUCGCCUCCCAGUUGUGGUCCACUCCAGCCCAGGUGUGGUUUUACCUAAGCAGGAUUUUCUGGAUCGACAAGGUCAGCUCAGGUUUGCUGCCAAGCUGAUCGAGGGCAUCCUGGAUUUCAAGACCAUGAUUGACAAUGAGACCCUCCCAGUGGAGUACCUGGGUGGGAAGCCCCUCUGCAUGAACCAGUACUUCCAGAUCCUCUCGUCCUGCCGCAUUCCCGGGCCCAAGCGGGACUCCAUUGUCAACUACGCCAAAGGCAAGAAGCAGUCCAGACACAUCACAGUGGUUCACAAUUUCCAGUUCUUUGAGCUGGAUGUUUACAACAGUGAUGGAAGUCCCCUUACCACUGACCAGCUCUUUGUUCAGCUGGAGAAGAUAUGGAACAACUCCCUCCAAACAAACAAAGAGCCUAUUGGGAUCCUCACCACUAACCACCGUAACAGCUGGGCAAAAGCUUACAACAACCUUCUGAAAGAUAAGACCAACAAGGAAUCUGUGCGAACGAUUGAGAAAAGCAUUUGCACCGUCUGCCUGGAUGCGCCUAUGCCACGGGUGUCCGAGGACAUCUACAAGAGCCACGUGGCCGCUCAGAUGCUGCAUGGUGGAGGCAGUCGCUGGAACAGCGGCAACCGAUGGUUUGACAAAACCCUUCAAUUCAUCAUUGCUGAGGAUGGCUCCUGCGGGCUUGUAUACGAGCACGCUCCCUCAGAAGGGCCGCCCAUCGUUGCUCUUCUGGAUCACAUCGUGGAGUACACGAAGAAACCCGAGAUGGUGAGAUCGCCCAUGAUUCCUUUGCCAAUGCCCAAAAAGCUGCGGUUUAACAUCACCCCAGAAAUCAAGAGUGACAUAGAGAAGGCAAAGCAGAACCUCAACAUAAUGGUUGAAGACCUGGAUAUCAAAGUCAUGGUCUUUCAUCAGUUUGGGAAAACCUUCCCCAAGGCAGAGAAGAUAAGUCCUGAUGCUUUUAUCCAGGUGGCUUUGCAGUUAGCGUAUUACAGGAUGUACGGCCAUGUCUGUGCCACAUACGAGAGUGCAUCACUACGGAUGUUCCGCCUGGGCCGCACAGACACCAUCCGCUCCACUUCUGUAGACUCUCUAAAGUUUGUGCAGGCAAUGGACAGCCCUGACAAAUCGGACCAGGAGAAAGUAGAUUUACUGAGGAGAGCUACACAGGCGCACAGGGAAUACACGGAUAUGGCAAUAAGGGGCAAUGCAAUAGACCGCCACCUCUUGGGCUUGAAGCUUCAAGCUAUUGAGGACCUCGUGAGCAUCCCUGAACUGUUCAUGGACACAGCAUAUGCUGUUGCAAUGCACUUCAACCUCUCAACCAGCCAGGUCCCAGCAAAGACAGACUGUGUGAUGUGUUUUGGUCCCGUGGUUCCAGAUGGCUAUGGAAUCUGUUACAACCCUAUGGAUGAACACAUCAACUUUGCCAUUUCAGCAUUCAACAGCUGUGCCGAGACAAAUGCAGCCCGCAUGGCACAUUAUCUCGAGAAGGCACUGCUAGACAUGAGGAGCUUGCUCCAGUCCACUCCCAAAUCCAAACUGUAAGAGGCAAACAUGAUGCAAAACCCCCAGCUAAAGGGGCUCUUCCUCAUGCACUGAUGUUCCCAGUUCCAGAGAAAAUGAUUGAGGUGAUUCCUUGCCCUGGAACCUAGGAGGGCACCUAUGAUUUGUUUUCAGCAAGAGGUUACAGAACAGUCAUCUGCAGGUAUUAGUGGUGAGAGGAAACGCUGCCUUAAACCAAAGUAGAACUGACCUGUUCUCUCCCAUCAAUGCAAAGUGCACCUUCCUGUCCUCAAAGAGGACUGAAAUAUUAUUUUUAUGGAACUUACUGUAAAGGAAUACUGAAAGCACAGUCCUUACCAUAUCUAAAUCCAUUUGGUGAGGAAGGUAGUUCUUCUCCAGGAAAAGCGCAGAAUUACAUGAUGGAACUACCGUAAGUCCAAGUCUUUUUGCUGGUUUAGUCUUCCAAAGAGUCCAGCAUCUUUCAAACUUGACUGAAGAUUUUUCUGCUGCUCCAGCAAAACGUCACCAUUGAACUUCAGCAAGGGGAGAAAGAAGUUCUUAAGUCAGAGCAGAUCCAGCCUUGUUAGAGUGCACUGCACUACUUAUCCCAGGCACUCUGACCAGUACAUGCUUUACAGGCCUGGGAAUGUUCCCUUCCCCUUGUUUUAGGAUGCUGGGAUCUCCUUUCUGUUGCACUGACCCUAUUAACAACAGAAUAUCAUUUGCUACAAACUAAGGUGGGUUUUUCGUUGUUGUUUUGGGCUUUUUGUUAAGCUUGCUGCUGCAGUCCUAGCCAUGGAUCUUCAGGCUCAGUGUAAAGCUUUUUCACCACAAAGCUUCAUCAAAACUUAAGGUUUUGCGAGCUGUGGCUUUAUGUAUCUUCACAUUUGCAGAGCUGCGAAGGGAUUGCCUAUGCCUUUAGCAGGACACUUGCUUCGUUGUACCUUUGUUUGGCACUGAGGAAAACAAAAAGAUGCUGACCUUUUGUUUACUACCCCGAACGCCAAGCCUUCAGUGCACACAUUAGCCCAAUGUGAUUUUAUACUUGACUUACAGAAACAACAUAUUUGUGCAUAUGUUAAGCCUCAGUUAUGGACAAAUAAGAAUGCUUCUGAUCUGGAACUC
Messenger RNA from Pterocles gutturalis (yellow-throated sandgrouse), 3081 nucleotides. RefSeq names its product carnitine O-acetyltransferase (gene CRAT). Gene Ontology annotation, molecular function: carnitine O-acetyltransferase activity. Gene Ontology annotation, cellular component: peroxisome. The transcript has 14 exons. NCBI's taxonomy places the organism in Eukaryota, Metazoa, Chordata, Aves, Pterocliformes, Pteroclidae. The record is from RefSeq and is a predicted model, not a curated record. Gene Ontology annotation, biological process: carnitine metabolic process, CoA-linked.